AUGAAUAAUAAUUGCACUCAUAUUACUUUGUUGUUAGAUUUGUCACCUUCAUUAGCUAAAUUUGAAAUGUUAACUUCAUUAGACUUCAAAUACGAAUUUUUAAUCGAGGCUUUAACAUCUCUAAUAAAAAUGUUGUCUAAUUAAUUAUUGAGCAUAUUCAUAAUUAAAGAGGAGAGUGUUAUUACAUUUCUUAGAAAUCAUCCAGCAACAAAUUUGCCACUUUUAAUUUAGCUAUUAGCUGAAUAUAUUCGAAAUCAUUAUUCCAAUUAGAAUAUCACAAUUAAGAAAACUAUUUAAUAAGCAAUCGAUAUGACUAUUUCAUAAUUAAGAAGCUAUCAGUAACCAUAUAACAAUAAGAAAUAUAUAAUAUUUAGUGAUUUUACUAAUUUUAGUUAUGGAGGAUUCCUAUCUUUUGAUUUAUGGGACACACAAGGAUAUAAUUUUUCAUUUAAUGGGGUUUUGAUAGGAUCAUAGAAAUUGAAUGGUUAUGAGUCAUUCAAAUUAGUCAUAGAUCCUUAAGUAAUUUCAGAUUAUAUGGAAAACCUUAAUGGAGAAUUGUAUGAUAUCAAUCUGAGAAAUAAAAAUGGAAUUCCUUUUGAAGUAGAUUAAUUUAUAAUACCAAUUAAUAAUAAUAAACAAAAUUAUAAUACUAGAUAAUAAAUAGGAGAGUAUAUUAAUAAAUACCCAAAGGAAAUGUAUGAAAUGAGAAAGAAGGAAGGAUUCAAAGAAGAAAAUUCACAGACUUUAAGUAUUAGAGUAAAUGAUUAAAUGAGGUUGCUUUAUUUGAUAGGGGAAGAAAAGGUUGCUAUAUUAUUAGAAAGAAAUUAAUUGAUGGAUAGACCAUAGAGUCCAUAAAAGAAAUAAACAGAAUAGGAUAAUGAAAUUAAUAGUAAUUGUAGAACGCUAUUUGAAAUGUACAAAGAAAGAGAUCAUUUAUAAGAGAUAGUUUUGGAUAUGCAAUUAUAGAAAAUAUCUAUAGAAGAAGGGAUGGGUAUAUUGGUGAAGUUAAAAGCAUUUGAGAGUCAAAAAUUUAUAAAUAGAAAUUUUAAACAAAUUUCUUUAGUUUAUUUGAUUCGUCCUAUAGAUUUUCGAUAAUUUCAAGAAGAAGGAGAGGAAUUUAACAAAGCAUAAUUUUAUCUUUACAUUCGUUAAAAAUUGCAGGAGGUUUCAACUAAAUAAUUACAGAAUUGUUUAUUGUAUUAAUAAGAAUAAGAUUUUGUGAUGAUUAGAAUUCUUUGGCAUUCUCAUACAAUUAUUAGAUUGAUUUGUAUUUAUAAUGAUUCAAAAAUGCUUCCAAUCAUUUAAAAUAGAAUAAAGGAGGUUUUCAAAAGUAAUUAGAUUUUAAGAAACUCACUCAUUGAAUUUGAUCAUUCUCUCAAAAACCUACUAAUAAAAAGUGAGACUCAUGUAUUAAAAAAGAAUCCAGAUUUAUAUGUUUUGGAGAGAUGUUGGGAAUGGAAAAAGGAAUUGAUUUGGGAUUUGUAAUAAAUGUAUCGAAUAUUGACAAGUGUGAGGAUUAAAUCAAAUUAUUGGAGAAUACCUUCUUUGAACGAUAGAACAAAUAAAUUUUUUGUUGCUCAACUGGAAUUAGGAUAAAAGGUUGUAAUAGUUCAAAAUUUGAUAUUUCAGGAAGAUCGAAUUGUAUGCAAUAUUUUUACUGAAAAUAUAAUUUCAGAAGAAAGGAAUGUUCUGAUUGAGUAUUUUGAUAAAAUAAAAGAAUUUGAGAAGUAAAUAAUCAUAACUCUUCAUACUGCUCAUAGCAUGUAUAGAUAAACACUAAUAAAGAAAUAAAACGAAAGUCAAGUAGACUUUUUCACAUUAUAAUUUUUCACAAGACAAGGAAAGCUAUUCUAAACAAAAAAAUAAGUUAAUAAUUAAUUCCGAGAUUAUGCUUAAGCAUAAGCAACUUAUUAUCCACCUCCAACUAGUUAAUUAGAUUACAAUUCUUUAUUUUAGAAGGGUUAUUUGUAUUAUGAAAUAAAAUAAAAGUAAAUAGAUGCAGAAUGCAAGAAUAGAUUGAAUACAGGAUAUCUUUAGGUUUUAAAGUCUAUAGCUAAUUAUGCUGUUUUAAGAAAAUAGAGUCAAAUAAAUUAUGAUUUGAUGUUUAUUGUUGUUGGUCCAUAGAGAUUAAUAAUGAUUGCAUUUACUUUUGAAAAUACAUCAUUUUAUUUGAUAUCUUUGGAGCAGAUAGAAAGAAAUCAUACAUCUCAUCCUUUUUUGAAUGCUAAUCAAGAAAAAAAGGUGGAUGCUUUGAUAAAUUAUGUAUAAUAAGAAUAUCAUUCUGUGUUUGCUAAAGAGAUACAUUAAUAAUUUAUGAAUAACAUUUUUACAUGUUCAAUUUAAGAGGCUAUUGAAGGAUGUUAAUUAGAAACAUUGGAUAUUGAUUUGAAUUAAGCUUAAUAAGAUCUUAGAGCAUUAUUUGAUUAAUCAACAAGAAAAAUUUAGAAAAAAUCUUAAAUUGUUGAAGAGAGUCCAAGUCCAAAUAAAUAGUUUAGAAGAUCAACAAAUUAGCAGAGAUUGAAUGACAUAAAAUAAAACUUUGUUUAGAAAUAAUGUUAAAAAUGGGACGAGAGAUUAUAGAAAUUAAUGAAUGAUCAUAAGAUUAAUAUGAAAUAGAUAGAGAAUUCUUUGUAAUGUUAUUAUUAUGAUAAUAAACAAGAAAAGAAUGAAAAUAUAUUAUUUUUAAGUUUGAAAUUCAGAGAUGGAGAAGCAGAAUAUUCAAGCAUAUAAUAAUUGAUUGAAAAUUUUAGAUUAAAAUAAAAGAGAAUGAAAUUAACUAUAUCAUAUUUGAUUUAUUAUUAUGAAUAAAGAAGUCUAAUAAAGAUAUUGAAUGAAGGUUUGGAUUAUCUAUAAGUAGGUUAUGGAGAUGAGGUGACAUCAGUUAAAUUAAAGAUUUAGAAAUGGUCAGAUCCUUUUAGAAAAUAUAAUCAUUUGUAUUUGAAGAAGUUUUAAUUGGAGAUAUAAAGGUUGUUGCCAAUAAGUGAAGAGAAUAUAAAAUUCAUAUAUAAUUUGAUUGAAGGAAUGGAGUGUAAAAUUAUAGAAGAAAAGGAGAUGGAUAAAAAAUAUGAUAAGCAUUUUGCAGCUUAAUUUUCUGAAGAAAUUAGAAAUACUUCUGAAUAAAAUCAAUUAUUAAAAUACUUAAAUCUAUCUGGUGAAUAUUAUGUCUUUGUUUUAACAGUUGAAAAUUGUAAUAUGCCUUAAUUUGACGAGUUUGAAGUAGAGAAAGAAUAUUUAGCAGAUGAAUAAUCAGUAAUUCCAUUUUGGUUUAUACUAAGAAUUUGUGAUUAAAGUCUUUAGAUCUAAUGUUAUUCAGAAUAUUACUUUGAAUCAAUUAAAGAAACAGCACAGGAAUUAAAAAAGUUAAUCUAAGAAACUAUUGAUACAACAUUAUUGUAUUUGAUGAUAAGAAAAGCAACUGAAUCAACAAAUAAAGUGAAACUAAUAUUAACUCCUUAUUUUUAAAUAGAUGAAGACCUUCCUGCUUAAGAAUAGAUUAAAUAGAAUUAGAAUCCUACUCCUGUUCCUCCUCCUUAAUAAAAGGGAAGAUAAAUGUGGAAGAAUAAAACUGUAGUUGAAACUAAAGUGCCAGAAAGUAAGGAAUAAAAUGUACCAUUUGUUGGUUGGAAAGUGUUUCAUCCAUAUUAACCAAAAAAACCAUUUAUUUAAUGUCUUAUCAAUAAUACUAUAUUGAUGAAUCAUCAAAUAGAUUCUAAUUAAUAUUAUGGACAACUUGAUAAAUAAUAUUAUUUAUUCAGCUUCUAAACUGUGAAGAAUUUAAAUAAUUAUGCUGAAAAAUAUCCUGAGUUAUGUUCUGAUAUUAUUCAAGGUCAAAUUUCUAUAAUUAUGAAUGUUUAUUCCACUAAUAAGAAUCUCAAAAAGAUUAGAUAAGAUAUUGAUUAUUAUUAUGAGCAUAUUAAGAGAAAUAUGGAUGAAGAUACUAUUAAUGCUUUAUCUUAAGGAGUUAUACGUAAUCCAAGAUUGAAAGACUAGGAAUUCAAUCUGAUCCAAAAGGGAGAACAUAAUUAUAUUGAAAUUUUAUUGAAUAAUAAUAUUCAGGAUAUGCUUGCAUUUUCUACUUUUAUGAGACACAAUCUAGAAAAAACCUUUUGUAAAUAUGAAGUACAAUAAUAGGAGAAAUAAAAAAAUGAUUUACUAAAGGAUGAUCUUAAAUUUAUAGUUGAUCAACAUGAGAACUCUUUCAUCUUUUCAAAAUAUAAGGUAGUCUAUUCUCCUAAUGUAAAUAUGUCAAAUUUUUUUGGUUAAGGAUUAUGUUUGUUAAAUUUUUUAUACUAAGUAGAUGGAGGAAUUAUUACGUCAUACUAAUUUCCUAAAUAACCUAAAUCUGUUUAAUAGGAUGAUCUGUUGGUUAUUCCUGGUUCUUUGCCUCUUCUUUAAUUUUUUUAAGGGCCUCGUCCAGUCAAAGGUGAAAUUUGUUAUGAUAUUACAAAAAGUUAUAAUGAAAAGUUCUUAAUAGUUGAUGUGAUUUCAAGAGGAUAAUUAGAAUGGAAUGCUUUUAAGGAGUAUUUCUCAGCUUUAGUAAGGUAGGUUGAAUUAGAAUAUUAAAUUGAAAUUAUUUAAUAGAAAGGAAAAAUUAAAGAUUAACUUUAAGAAAUAUAACAAACUUUUAAAAAAUUGAAACAUUAUAGUUUUAAGAUGCAUCAUUUUGUUUAUCCAUUACAUUUUGAUGAGAUAUUAUGGGUAAAUGUAAUGAAUUAUCUAAAAAAUAAAAUUGUUGUUGAAUUCGAUAAGAAAGGUAUCAAUUUUCAAACUCUUUAAGCAUUUGAAUAGUAAUUUUCAAUUCAACCAUAGGAGUAAUUAGAUUAUGGUUCUUUGGUUUAUAUAAUAAAUGAUAGUCAAGAUAAUGAAUAAGAGACACUUUUGGAUGGUGCUAAACAUUUUGCUUCAUAAAAAUAAAAGAAAAAUGAUCCUAUAGAUUUAUAUCAAAGAAGUUUAUUAGUAUAUUUGCAUAUAUAGAAUUAAACUUUAGAAGUGUUUUUGUAUAAUUUGAAUUGUGAUAUAGCUGCAAAUUUAAAUCAUUAUUUUGGAAUAUUGUCAAGAUGGUCAAUAAUAAGAAAUUUAGUGGCAUAGAAAAUGAAAAAUGAUCUUUGUGGAUGUUAUAAUAUAAGAUUAUCGCCAUUGUAUGAGGAGAUAUUUAUGAGAAAGCAUAAUAUUUAUGAACAUUCAAUAGUAAAUGAUUUAUUGAGAUUAAGAAGUUAGGAUUAAGCAAAUAAGAAAGCAAAAAAAGAGGAUUAACCAGAUUAAUUUGCAACAGUUACAAAAGCAAUAGAGACAAUAGUGAUGAAUGAAUAUCCUCCUUAAGAUAUUUAAUUAUUUGAGUUUGUAAAGCAUCUUGAGAAGUUUUUGAAAAUAAAUUUUAGUGUAGUAAAACCGAAGAAGUUGAAUGUUGAUUAUAAUUGUAAAGGUGAUUUUUUAUAGAGGGAAGGGAAGGCGUUUUUAGAAUUGAUAAAGGAUUUUUACAAGAAUUAUAUAUAGACUCAAUUGAUAAAGUAUGUAAAGAAGAUGAAGGUAUCAGGAGAUUAAUAGGUGACAUAGUGUAAACCAAUAUUGGAUAAGAUAUUGAAUUAAAGUAAGUGUCGAUUAUAAUCGUUUCCUUUAUAUAUAUUUAGAAUGAAGGAGAAAUCAGAAUUAAAGGGGAGUUUGGAUUUGGAAUAAGAAUAUUAGCAUUUGAUAAAUAAGGGGUAUAAGAAGGUGUUAAGAUAAGAGAAUUAUGAGAUAUUUUUGGGAGAUGAUAUAAAGAAGGAUGAGAAUGAAGAUCAUUUAUAGGAUGAUGAAAUGAAGAAGAAUAUUUAAUUAUUGAAUGAAGAGGAGGCUAAGAGUCUUAUGUUAUCAGUUGAUUUACAUUUAUAUAAUAAUGAAAGUAUGCAAAGACAUAUGAAUGUUCAUGUUUAAAGUUCUGAGAUGAUUAGGAGAGUGAAUUAUUUGAGAAGAAAGGAUAAUCCAUCAAUAAUAAAAAUGGUUGCUUUAAUUUCAUUUAAAUGUCCAUUUGUAUUUGAAAAGAUGUAUUGUUUACCAGGAGAAGAAUUACCAUAAGAAGAGAAAGGAAUUGAGAAUGUAACAUAUUAAAAAUUAGAGUAAUUUCAUUCUUUAUUAAUUGAAUAAUAGUGGAAGAGAAAUGAAUUAUAAAUAGAUUUAUUUAUGUUAAUAAGUGGUUAUUCAAAGGUGUAUGAAAAAUAUAAUAAAUAAUAUCCAAAGAUAGAGAGAAUAUUGUAUCGGAUUUCAGUAGGAUUUGUAUUAGAUUGGAUAAAGAUUGAGGGAUUUGUAAAGUUUAUUUUAUAAAAUAGUAAAAUAUAUUAUUUGAAUAAAAUACAUGGAUUUUAUUCAUAUGAGAAUUCGUAUGUUUAAUAGAAAUCAGAAUAACAUUAAGUUUGUUUGUAUUUAAACUUACUUGGACCUAAUGAAUUAUUAGAUUAUGAAAAUAUAAUAGAAUUAGAAUUAGAUGAAUAAUAAUAAGGAUCAAAGUAAUUAUCAUUAGUAGCUAAUUUAUUAAUCAAUAGUUCUAAUAAUGAAUAGUUUUUACGUAUUUUUGAAGGAAGUUUGUUAGAAACUUUAAAGAGAGCACACAAAAACUUUAUGGCUUAAGAAUGGUGGUAUAAAAUAAAGAUAAAUAAUUAACUUAAUGGAUAAGAUUUAGCAUUUUUGAUUCCAUAUUGUUAAUAGAUUUAAACAAAAGUAUUAAAUAUAAAUAUAAAUUAGAAAUUGGCAAAAGAAAUACGUUUUGAAUAAUUAGAUAAUUCAUAUAAAUAGAAACGUUUACCAAUAGAAUAAUUGUUAUAUAAAUUUUCACAAAUUUGUUAUGUAGUAGAUAAUUAGAAAUCAAUAGUAAUAGUUAACAGUAGCUAAGAUGUACUAUAUUUGAUUGAUCUGAUGAAUGGUAUGAUAGAUAAUAUUCGAAUCCUAUAUUUAAUGAUGGACAAUCCACAUUAUGACUAAGAGAAGAUGAUCAAGCCACAUUAUGAUUGGUGUACUUAGCUAAUAAAGUAAUGUAUGGAUGAAAUGAUUUGA
Paramecium sonneborni is the source of this 7023-nucleotide messenger RNA. Lineage: Eukaryota; Ciliophora; Oligohymenophorea; Peniculida; Parameciidae. The record is from the annotation of a GenBank genome assembly.